Lepisosteus oculatus (spotted gar) is the source of this 4968-nucleotide messenger RNA. It is a transcript of the gene casp7, whose product is annotated as caspase 7, apoptosis-related cysteine peptidase. Lineage: Eukaryota; Metazoa; Chordata; Actinopteri; Semionotiformes; Lepisosteidae. Gene Ontology annotation, cellular component: cytoplasm. The record is from RefSeq and is a predicted model, not a curated record. Gene Ontology annotation, biological process: apoptotic process; execution phase of apoptosis; positive regulation of neuron apoptotic process.
AACUAAAAAAUACUUUCAUUACUUCCUGUUUGUUUCGUUGUAACUGCUCUAUCAGUUAACUUACGCGAAAACGAAAGAGAAAACGCUCAAUAUAGACUGGAAGAUUAAAGAACUGCAAAGAAAAAAGCAGCUGCAAAAUUUAGAAAAAAUGGCAGACAAAUCUGUUGUUCCUGAGGUAGAAGAGAGCAUGGAGCCUUCAGGUGAUGCAACGGAUGCCAAACCAGACCGAAAAGGAAGAUUUUUUCUAUUUGGAAAUAAGAAAAAAAAGGAUGACCAAGGCAUGGAGCAAGACCUUUCUUCCGAAAGCCAUUACAGAAUUGUUUCACCAACAUUCCAGUAUAAGAUGAACUACAAGCAAGUUGGGAAAUGUAUUAUUAUCAACAAUAAAAACUUUGAUGAAAAAACAGGAAUGAAUGUAAGAAAUGGCACAGACCGAGAUGCUGGAGAACUGUUUAAGUGUUUUAAAAGCCUGGGCUUCAAUGUUUUCAUUUACAAUGACCAGACAUGUGAGAAAAUUGAAAAAUUACUCAGAGAUGCCUCUGAGGAAGAUCACAGCGACAGCUCGUGUUUUGCCUGCAUCCUCUUAAGCCAUGGAGAGGAAGGGAUGAUCUACGGCACCGACGGAGCGAUGCCAAUCAAGAGCGUCACCUCUUUGUUCAGGGGAGACAUGUGCAAGACUCUGGUGGGCAAACCCAAGCUGUUCUUCAUUCAGGCUUGCAGGGGUUCAGAGUUUGAUGAUGGAAUACAAACAGAUUCUGGCCCUCCGAAUGAUACUUUGGAAACUGAUGCCAACCCCAGGCAUAAAAUCCCAGUGGAGGCAGACUUCCUUUUUGCUUAUUCCACAGUGCCAGGUUAUUAUUCAUGGAGGAACCCUGGCCGAGGCUCAUGGUUUGUUCAGGCUCUGUGCAAUGUCCUGAACGAAUAUGGAAAAGACCUGGAGAUCAUGCAAAUUCUUACCCGGGUCAACUACAUGGUUGCUACCAACUUUGAGUCAUGGUCUGAAGAUCCACGCUUCAGCGAGAAGAAGCAGAUACCCUGUGUGGUCUCCAUGCUGACAAAAGAACUGUAUUUUAACUGAUGUUAAAGUUGACCAUCAAUGGUCACACAUUCAGGGAGAUUUAACCUUUAUAGCUUUAUUUUCUUCAGUGGCACUCAACGUACAUACAGUAUAUUAUCCUUGGAUUUUGUCACGUCGGCAGGCAGUGUUUAAUAUUCGUGUUAAUUAACUGACCUGAAAAUGUGGGGAAGUCUAGAAGGAAAACACAUGUUAAAAGGGUACAGAGCAAGUCACAUAGUAUUAAAGCACUGCUUACCAUAGCGGUACUCCGUGCUGUCUAUAUUCCUAAAAUACAAUGUCCAUGGUAUUUUUUUUUUGUAUUUAUACCCCCCAUUUGUAAUCCCCAAUUGUUUCUAUUGUCUAUAUGUUUGCCUCGUAAUAAUAAUUCCCGGACCUACAUUUGGAAAGGGAUUAACCCAUUCUAUUAACCUAUUAAGUUAUUCAUCUUUGGAUGCUGGUUGGUAGGUAUUGCCAUUAUUUCUGAACCAGAAUUUUCAAACCAUUUCAAACUGUGCUGUAGGUGGUGCCAUCUUUUGAAUGAAAUGUUAUGGGAUUAAGGAUCCCUGGCAGCGUUUAUAAGAGUAUGGGUAGUAACCCCAUUGUUUUGGCUAAAUUCCAUUCUAUGUUUUCAUUAUCUAGCCUACCUAAAGUUACCUCUUAUUACAACUGGUCAAGUACUUCCUCAGUUCUCCACUGAAGUGUAGUGGAUGCUAGCAAAUAAUGGCUGCUGUGCAUCAGAUAGGUGGGUGCUGCAAUUCAGUGCUCAAUAAAUUUAGUCCUGUCCUGUAGGUGUUUUGGAUGGAACAAAAGACAUUAUAUAAAAUCAAGGAAUAAUUCUUCUACAGUUACACCAAAAUUUGAUUUGAUUAUAUCACCCAUCUUUGUUUUAAGAACCUGAAUAGAAAAUGUAUGCAAUUAUGCUUACUGUAUAUUGUACAUGGUAUUUCCGGAAUACAUACAACACACCUUGCAGUGCUGGAAAGCUGUGUGCUUGUCAUUGACACCAAAGAAUGUUCUGUAACCCUUUAAAAGAAAUACUGAAAAUGCAGGUAAAUCUUUAGCAGCCGGACUGAAAAUCAUGUAAGAUCAAUACAUGUGUUUAAAUCAAAAAUAGAAAAUAAGAAUCGGAAUGUAUGCUAGUAGUUAUGAAAAACUUAUUAUCAGAACCAGAAGUGAAUAGAAUGACUAGAAUUGCAGGUGUGUGGGUAAAUUUGUACAAAUCUUAUAAAUUCCAGGUUAAGCACAUUAGAUAUAUAUAUUGAAAUACCUGAUGAGUUCUCACAUAAAAAGGUAAAAACAGUCUAGGUAUGCUUAUGACCUUGUUCUUAUGCCAUGCGAUGCCAUUUGAAGAGGGAGUAUAAUUUAUAUAGAAUUUAAAAAAUAUAUAUGCUGUGAUACUUUUUUCCCUCAAAGCUGAGCGCUGAAUCGGAUAGUAUACCUAGUGGCUGAAAAAGUAUCAACACAUUUUCAUUUUUAUAUGUAAUAUUGAAAGAAAUGGUAAACUGCUUAUACCUUAUACACAGACAGAAUACUCUAUAUGAGUUAAUAUAUUUAACAAAUAUAUUUACUGCAGUAAUAAGUUUAAAAAUCACAGCAAAAAUAAUUUCCUUUAUAUUAUAUUAUUUACAUUGGGACACUUCAGUGACUACUCACAUUUCAUUAAUCCAUGUAUUCAUAUCAUUUUAAUACUUCAAGCACAAAAGUUUUUAAUGAAAGUAUGAUGGAUUGUAAUGGUAUAUUGUUAUAAUGUUGACUUUGGGUAACUGACCACUAAAGGUUCACAUACAUCAUCAGCUCUGUAUCAGUGGCUUUCAGACAAAGUCAUUGGGAUGUAUAAAAGCAGCUUUAGCAGCUUUUUUCAUAGAAUCAGUCUAACCUUCUUCAUUUUAGGUUACCCUUUAAAUGUCAAAUGGUUAUCCUAUUGAUAUGGUUGAAGUAUUUUCUAUGCGGUUGUAUCUUCUGGCUUUUGAAAAACAUUAUUCAAGAUUGCUGCAUUGAAACAUUAAUAAAUAUGCAAGUUUACUGUUAGUAUGUUUUGAAGAACAAUAAUGAAACACAUUGCUUCUGUGAGACUCAGAAGGUGUCACUUUUACCUAGAUGUACAAUGAACAAUUUAUUGUGCAGAUAUUUAAGACUGGGACAAUCCAGGCCAGAGCAGAAGUGAUGCUAAAUUUUCUACUAUUGCCUUGCAAUUAAACAAAAUAUUCAAUUAUGUAUUCCAAGGCAGGUGCAUUUGCAUAUUUAUACUGUAAACCUGGAGUAUAGUAGUGUGCUGCACAUAGACUGUAAAAGGAUAUACUGUAUGUAUGACCUUGCAUACAACAAAUAUCAGGGUUUUAUAGCUUUUAAAUGAACACAUUUCUUCACGCUGGUAAUUUAAUAUUGCAUGUACAGCGUAUUCAAAAGUCAGAAGCCUGCUAAUCAGCAGAGGCAGCUAUUGCCGAUGUUAAUCUCACUGUUUCAGUGUUUUAUUUUUAGCAGUGAUUUUUUUAUUUUAUUUGGGGCAACUUAAAUGUUGUAUCAUACCUUCAAUAAUACAGUAGAAUAUGUUUUAAUUACAAGAGUUUUUUAAGUAGUACUGCACUCUAAGAUAAUUUCCCAGGGUGGCAAAUCACCCCAUAUGUUUUCUUUGAUAAAUCAGUUUUUACAGUUCAUCAAGGGUACUAAUAAAUGUUGUGGCUACUGUACAUCUGUGCUUCUGUGACAGUAUUGAACUUUAUUUUAAAUGCUACUCCUAAAAACAUUAAAAGACUUAUCCCGAUUAUAACAAUUAAAGCUACAAAAUGUUAACAUGAGAGAAAUAGACUGGAACAUGUUAUGUUAUAUUUCACUAUUCAUUUGUGAGCAUACUCAUGUCACUGUGUUAGUGGAUACUGAAUGGAGGAACUGAAAAAUGGGUAAUUAACUGAGACCAUGAGAAGAUUCAUAUUAUGUAAACUAAAUGAUAAUCCAGUCCAAUCUUCAAGAUUUAAGUAUAAGAUAAGGGUCAUAAAUAAGGGAUUUGGAAAACUCUUUUAGGUUUGAACUGCUUCUAUUGUUGGAUCCUUUUUCAAUGCUGAACUAGAUCUUACAGGGACAGCAUUUGAGCCCUGGGCUCAGUUAUGUACCUUAAAUACAGCGAAUAACCAGAUAAAGUAAAUUGAGAAGUUAAGAAAGUUGAAAAGUGCUAACAUACUUUUGUUUACAGCCAACAUACAGUAAGUCUAUGAGAAAUUUAAAAAACGAUAAACUGCUGUUCCACAACAGAUUGAAUGUUUUAUAACAAUACCUCCUGAACUAUUCCUUUGAAAAGUCAUUUAAAUUUAUAGUAGAGCCUUUCCCCCAAAGUGACAAAUUACAGAUUAACUUGAAGUUAAUUUGCUUCAAGGUGGAGAGAAACUUCAGUAUGAACAACAUGAUAAUAUACAGAAUACUGAGCAAUUGCUGUAAUUUAAUUAUCUUAAUUUUAUUGUACAGUAGAUAUGUGUACUUUGAGGUGGUACAGAUUGCCUCUUUAUGAUUCAACUCUUUUUAAAGGUUACUAUGCAUUGGACUCUCAACUAUAAUAAAGAGCUUGAAACUCAGGUUUUGCCUCAGGUUCUUUUAAAGUAACCAAAUUAAUUCAUGUUAUCAUAUUUAUCAUCCUAAUAAAUUUUAGAGUUUCCAGAUUUGCUGAGUUUUAUACUGCAAACAGUUUGCUCAGAUUUUGUUCUGGAACAGGAUCUUCAGAAUUCUUUCUCAGUAAUGUUAAUUAAGUAGUAGUCAGUGUUAAAUAAAUUGAAAAUAUCAUAUUAGAAACAUACAUUCCCUCAAAAAGGAAAAGAGAAGAUCUUUUUCUCCUCAUAAGAGACUUGUUGUCUAUGCUUCAAAUUACAAAAAAAAAUGUUCAUAUGAAAUAGUUUGUAAUCACAAUAAACUCAUUCUGCUUUGGA